AGAGGAACUCACACACAGCGCACACACAAACUGUCCAGCGACAACGGAAAAAACUGUCCUCAUCUUCCCACUUUCUCUUCUCUUCUUGUCCUUCCUACUUUUUUGCUCGCCCUUUUGUUCACUUCCUCUCUUCUCUUCCUCUUAUGAUCCCCCUUCUCCCCUAUCAGAACAGAGUUCACUGGCUUUGAGAGAUGAAAGAAAAGAACCCCUGGCACCGGCCUGUGACCAUCAUCAUCACUGUGAUUGGCGUCAUAGCGAUUGUUACCUUGGUGACAGUUCUAGUUAUACAAAACAGGACUAUUGCCCAAAAAUAUAAGUAUGGGAUUGUGCUGGAUGCUGGUUCUUCCCACACAUCGCUUUAUAUCUAUCAAUGGCCAGCAGAAAAGGAUAACAACACUGGAAGAGUUGAACAGAAACAUCACUGCCAGGUAGCAGGUAAAGGGAUCUCAAGCUAUACGGCAACACCUUAUAAGGCAGGGGAAUCGCUAAUUUCCUGUCUGAAAGAGGCUAAAGAGAAUAUCCCCCAGAAAAUGCACCCAGAGACCCCACUUUAUUUAGGAGCUACUGCAGGAAUGAGAUUGCUGAAGUUGGAAAACAGCUCAGCAUCAGAUGAGGUUUUUAAGGCUGUGGAAAAAACCCUCAGAGGUUUUCCAUUUUCCUAUCAGGGAGCCAGACUACUAGCUGGUCAGGAGGAGGGCGCGUUUGGCUGGGUUACGGUCAACUACCUGGAUGAUCGCCUCACACAGGGUUUGGAAACCACAGGUGCCCUUGACCUUGGUGGAGCCUCAACUCAAAUUAGUUUUGUUUCUGAUGAGUACAACGGGUCAGAGUCACCUGACAAUGCAGUGAGCUUUCGGCUCUACGGAUAUGACUACACCCUGUAUACUCACAGUUUCCUGUGUUAUGGGAAAGACCAAGCUCUGCGGUUGGCGCUGGCACACCAAACUAAAUCAGGUCCAACAGCAAUCAUGGAUCCUUGUUUCCACAAAGGUUACAAUGAAACAAAGCACUAUGCUGCCGUCUAUGACAGUCCUUGUGUGUCAGACCAGAAACCCCAGAUAGUCUCGGAAACCUUCAUCCAUUUGGGGGGAGGAAACUUUACACAAUGCCAGGAAGUCAUCAAAAGUGUCUUCAACUUUACUUCCUGCAGAUACAGCCGCUGCUCUUUCAAUGGGAUUUUUCAGCCGCCUCUGCAAGGGCAGUUUGGGGCUUUUUCAGCUUACUUCUUUGUGAUGAACUUUCUAAACCUGACUGAUACAUCAGUCCCUCUGAAGACGGUGAUGCAAAAAUUAUCAGACUAUUGUGCCACCCCUUGGACUCAGAUCAAGAAAGAACAUGAUAUCCCACUUAAAUAUCUGGCUGAGUACUGUUUUUCCGGCACAUACAUCCUCACCCUAAUGAUGGAAGGAUACAACUUCACCUCAGAGACCUACUCCAGCAUAAAAUAUAUCCAAAAGAUAAAAAACAGCGAUGCAGGCUGGACUCUGGGCUACAUGCUGAAUUUGACCAACAUGAUUCCAGCUGAAGCUCCAGACUCUCCUCCUCUAACAUACACCAGCUACGUCUCUGUAGUAACCGUAAUGGCAAUACUGCUCUUCGUCAUUUUCAUCCUCAUCUUGUACUCUUUAUGGCCCAAAUGCAACACAGAACCAAAGAUAAUAUAAACAUUUGUGUGAAAAGUUCACUGACUUUGCAAACAUGCAUGGUUUAUGUGAGUUUGUGUCUGUGUGUGUGUGUGUAGGAGCAUGUACAUGGGCUACAGCCGAUUUUCCACUAAGGUCAGCUGAAUGUUUUGGAAGUACUAAAACUCUCCUGUUUAAAGAUGUGUGUGUAUGGGGUAAGAAACCGUCAAUAAGAAACAUAUUCAUAAAGACAAAAAAUAUGAAUGCAUUUAGUUUUACGUUAGACAUGUCUGUUUUGAAAAAUAUUUUUCUUUGUUUGAAUAUGACUCUUGCAAGUCUUGAAUACAAGAUUAACUGUUUGAAUCGAUGUUUCCGGUCUCGAUGUAUAUUCCUGUGACCCCGGGACAUACAGUACAGACCAAAGGUUUGGACACACCUUGUCUGUCCAAAUUUUCCAACUUUUGGUCGGUACUGUAUUUUCGACAGUGAGCUAAGAGGACAAAUUUCAUAUUCAAGACUUGCAAAAGUUGUAUUCAAAACAGACAUGUCAAACAUAAAACAAAAUUUUGUAUUUCGAUAUUCUUGCAAAGUUCUGAACAAAGUAUUAAUUUGUGCACAAUUUUGUCUUUACAAAUACGUUUCUUAUUGGCAGUUAUCUUACCCCAUACGUGUGGACGCUACAGAGAAUGUUUGCAUUUCAACUUGUGCUCGUCUAAACACGAAUGUAUGAAUUUAAUUUCUUUUUAAAGAGUGAAUGUGUGCAAUAUCAGUUUUUAAAAAAAUCAAAUGUGAAAAUGUAACCGUUUAAAUAAACCACCAAUGUUUAUACAUAAA
Messenger RNA from Oryzias latipes (Japanese medaka), 2456 nucleotides. It is a transcript of the gene entpd1, whose product is annotated as ectonucleoside triphosphate diphosphohydrolase 1. Gene Ontology annotation, molecular function: ribonucleoside triphosphate phosphatase activity; UDP phosphatase activity; GDP phosphatase activity. Gene Ontology annotation, cellular component: plasma membrane. Gene Ontology annotation, biological process: nucleoside diphosphate catabolic process. NCBI's taxonomy places the organism in Eukaryota, Metazoa, Chordata, Actinopteri, Beloniformes, Adrianichthyidae. The record is from RefSeq and is a predicted model, not a curated record.